This is a messenger RNA of Dovyalis caffra, 192 nucleotides long. NCBI's taxonomy places the organism in Eukaryota, Viridiplantae, Streptophyta, Magnoliopsida, Malpighiales, Salicaceae. The record is from the annotation of a GenBank genome assembly.
AUGAGAGCUUUCGAGGAUAACGAGUUAAGCGAGAUGGUGAAAAUUUCACAUGUGAUUAUUCGUGCAAAUAAAUUUAUUAUGACGAAUGCAAUAAUUGACAUUGCAUUAACAACUCUUAUUGUUCCUUUAAUCCAAUUCUUGAAUGGUGAAGACAAGGUCUCGGAAUUCAAGAGAAAAGAGAAGAUUAGUGAG